Messenger RNA from Penaeus chinensis, 2611 nucleotides. RefSeq lists its product as uncharacterized. The record is from RefSeq and is a predicted model, not a curated record. The transcript has 8 exons. The coding region runs from base 236 to 1408 and encodes 390 amino acids. NCBI's taxonomy places the organism in Eukaryota, Metazoa, Arthropoda, Malacostraca, Decapoda, Penaeidae.
CAGGCGUGAGCAUUUCCUUCGAUAGUGAUCAACGAACAGAGAAGUUGGUGAAAAUACAGUUUCUGUAUUAGGUGUUGUGGAUUCUCUAGAAAUGUGAUCUUACUCUACCAUCGAUGUGUUAAGCUCUUAAGAGAUUUCUAGAAUAAGUGAAGUUGGAAAACAGUCUGUGUGGAGUGUUGUGAGUAGUCACACAUUUAAAAACCUGCAGUUUUUGUCAGUGAUAAAAUCAGUCAGAAUGCAUAUGUUUAUACUGCCAUUGAGCCUUAUUUUCCUUCAAGAAGCUGCAUUCGGUCUCCAUGUGCAAGAAGGUUGUAUAUCAAAGCCAGCGAAGGUCGCGAUGCUCAGAGGAACUGAGAUUACAGCAACAGUGUGGAUUCCUCAGACCAACGAAGACGAAGUCCUUGUCUCACUCACGUGUGCCGAGGAUCAGAUCUACUUUGUACGCAGAAUAGAAAUCAAAAAGGGGCUCGUGAAUGUGAAGGAAAUGAGAGGCGGAAUCGACAGGUAUGACACUUUCGACAUUCCAGAAGGCGUCCUUCGUCUUGGAUGGAUGGAUUUCACCCUGGCUCUCAGUUCAAGUUUUCGAGUGAUGAUAGGAAACACGACUAUUGCGGACAUUGAGGAAGUGCUGACAAGCUCAGUCACAAUCCAAGGCAGCAAUGUGACUGUUGGCUGCAGUGAGCCACUAAUCGCGUGGGAGGUGGCUGAAGAGCGAGAAGCCGUCAUCCCGGUAGCUGGUUUGGUGCCACACAAAGUCUCGCUCUUCUCCAGGUCGGCAUCGCUUCCUGUGCUCGCACUUGGCCCCAACACACUUCGACUUAGCUGGGACCCGAUCACCCAGUCCAUCACUACACUUGCUUCGGAUCCGCGCCCCUUGCCGGCUUUCCUCUUGCACAACCUGACUGUGGAUUGCCACCCAUGGGGUGCUCUCACGAAGUGUGAUAUACUGCUAAACCUUCGCCAGGUGAACACUCUCCGUCUUAAUCUGGUACACACUAACCCUCCCUCUACCUUGAAGACCGGCCCUAACGCUAGUCUUGCUGGGUCCGCCCUGCUGCCAGAUGACUUCACCUCCUUUUCUUUUCGAGCUAACAAUAAGGAUAAUUUUGUGGUCAUUUUGCAAUACAGCAGACAAGAUGAAGUGGAGGAAAAAGUUUGCCCUGCGACGAAAGACCUCGUCACCAAUCCAGCCAACGCCGAGUCCCAUGGAUGGAAGGCGGCGGCGAUUGCGUGCGCGUCGUUCAACGUAGUUCUUCUGACAGCUGUCAUUGUUCUUACUGUGAUACUCAUCAAGAUAAAGAAUGCGUCAUUUGACAGUUCGCAUGCAAUAGCCAAAUCUUCAGCAUCACAGAAUAGAGCAGAUGAACAAAAUCGUAUGAAAUCACUGAAGCUUUUAGACAACCCUUAAUUAAGAAGAAGAGAGAAAAAUCCACGCAGGGCAGUGAUCAAUCUGAGGAGUGUGAAGCACUAUUUUUCAACGAGGUGAUUUUCUAAAUUCUCAUCUCUAAGCUUUUAUGGUUAUUUUUCUGUGUUUUCCCCACUGAGUACUACAGUUGUGGAAAGAUAUUUUGGUAAGGUAAUCCACCAAGUGGCAACAGCUAACUCGUAGUAAAGAUUAUUUAUGAAUGAAUUGUGUUGUGUGUGUCUGAUUGGUGGGAGGUCAUGGCUGAUUUCCCUGUUGAUUUUCCUAUCCUUCUAGUCUAGUAAAGGGGAAGGAAGUGAUAUCAAUAUCUAUAUGAUGUACAUGAACAGAUAAAAGUCGAAUUAUUGCAUGAAUAAUUGCUUUAUACAUACCAUCAAUAAAUAGCUGAUGAAUUAAUUAUAAAUAUCUAUACCGCCACUCCAUUUUUCAAGAACAUUUAAAAGUAAAAAAGCUGAUAUAUAAUUUUCGAUAUUAUAUAUUGAUAAUUUAAGAUUUGCCAGCUUUCCCUUUACUUCUUGGUGAAUGCCUCAAGUUCCUUUAUAAUCUUCUAUAAUAUAUAAUUUAUUAUUAUGCUGUAUGCGAGCUUUUUUACUACUUAUCUUACAUGCGGCCUCCCUCACCAUGCUGGAAGUGUGAAAAAUAGCCGUGGCAGUACUUUUAGUAUUACAGCGAUAUAUGUCCUUUUUUUAGUUACUAAACAAGCGUUUAUCGAGGGGACCGUCACUACCUUGGGUCACCUUGGGCUAUAUUGUACUUAUUGUUUUCUUGCAUGUUGCUGUUAAUCAUAAGACUCUUAACUAAGUCUUAAGAAAAGAUCAGUAUGAAAUAAAAAAUUAUGACAUUGUUUUAAGUCAUGAUAAAGAAAGUGAACAUUGGUUUAAAAUUCAUUUCACUGAAUAUGAGCUGCCAUCUACUAGUUCCUGCACAUUUAAUUAUAGCAAUUUAGUAGAAGCUUUUAUUUUUCCCAAAAAAAGGCAAAUGUAAGCCUUCGAUUGGGAAACUGUUUUGGGCAGACUUUUUUCAAAGAAUUUGUUACAUCAUUUCAUUUUGAACGCGUUGCUAUGAAUCACUCCUGCCGAAAAAUAAGAUAUUGGAGAAGGCAGAUUUUAAAGCAAUAUAUUCAUGCUGCUGUAUCUUUGAAAGAACAAUUUUGAGAUAAAAUAUACUUUUUUCAAUAUCAAAGUGUUC